This is a messenger RNA of Coregonus sp. 'balchen', 4868 nucleotides long. Lineage: Eukaryota; Metazoa; Chordata; Actinopteri; Salmoniformes; Salmonidae. The record is from the annotation of a GenBank genome assembly.
GAGCAACUGCCAGUCUUUUGCAAAGGAGAAUUCUGCCAUUGCACAUUCAGUGUGUGUGUCUCUCUCUUUAUUUAGACAGGAUAGCAGGUCUCCCAUCUUAAUUUUGUCAAGGUAAGAUCGAACAUUUGGGAAUUUAUAAUAUGGCUUAUGAUGUAACUGACUUAUGACUUGUAUAAAUGAAAGUGUAAGGUUUCAGCUAAACCUUUGCCUCAGUGUAAUAGUAGUAGGCCUAUAAUAGUAAAAUAUAGUAUACUUAUAAUUAUAGUAAUAGUAUAACACUUGAGGUUGCCCCUUGAUUAUGUGUGUUCAUUUAAACCAAAUGUCACCUAAUCUUCCAUUCAAUUGCAAACCGUUUUUUAAAUGUUGUUUUCCUGUUUUAGGUCUGUUAUGAAGAAAUAGCAAGUGGUUAAUGUACCUGGUCAUAAAAUAUUAAAGUAAUUCCUCUCAAUGUGUACUUGUGACAAGGCUUGCCAUUAUGUAGAUACGGAUAGUAUAGCCUGCUGGUGGUCUCAACUAACCAGAUUUACCAGAGCAAGAGAGCACAAAACUGUUUGUACCUGGUCACCAUCUUUCAGGUGUUCUCUUUAAAUUAAGAAUAUAGGUGCCAUACAGUGAGGGAGACUAGAGGGAGAGACAGGAUUAUAAACUUCUAAAUGUGCGUCACAAAUGAAAUUAAAAAAAUAUAUAUAUAUACAGGUGAGAAUGUUUUGUAUGAUAUACCUCAGUAAAUACAUGUUUUCUUCAAGGGAUUAGUCUGUUUUGUAAUGUUCUCUAUUUUAUGAGAACACUGCUGUACCAUGCUAAAGAAGUUGAUAGAACUGUUUUGUGUUUGUCAUUGCGAAAGACUGGAUUAUCUAGCCCAAAUGUCAGUUUGCUGUCGUCCUUCAACUGUGAUUCAUUCCAUUGACAGGAAUUGAGUGGGCCAGCCUCAUUGGGUAAUAGCUUGUUACCCUCUGUUGUUUCAGGCUGGCUGUUCAUGGACAUGGACCUUCGUCUACUAUCACUCCUGUUGUUCUGUGUCUGCAGACAAGGACUAACUGUAAAGCACUGAAAUUAAUCAUCAACAUCAAUCGUGACUACUUUUCCUGAAUGAUGUGCAACAUUCUCAUAUCACUGUUUUCCCCUUCAAGCAGAAUGGAGAGGUGUCAAAUGAUGCUCCAAUCCCUCUGGUCCCCCUCAUCCCAUUGAUGCCCAGCCACCCUAAAGAGGUCUGUUGCCAAAGCAGAAUACACAGCUCUCAUUCCCUCCACAUGCAUUUUUACUCUACAUUGUCUUAACCCAACACAAUCCACUCUUCCAGGAAUCAGGGACUUCUGCCCCCAGGACACAGGAGCUUCAAAACACAAGUCCCACCUCAUAUACAACCACCCCUCCUCCCCUCGUGACGACCAGUUCCCCGGGCGGGGGCUCGUCUGAGGAGGAUAAUCAGCAGCAGGAUGGGGGUUGUAGGGCCCAGGCCCGCAGGCCAAAAUCCAGGCAGGCCUUAGCUGGCGCCAUCCAGAGACUGGGCAUGAAGCUGUUGGGCCAGAUGAAGACAGGACCUGAGCAGCCCAAUGUCAUUAUAUCCCCCCUCAGUAUAUCACUGGCACUCUCCCAGCUGGCUCUGGGUAGGACCUGUUCUGUUUUUGCUGUUUUUUUAGGAGUGAUUAAAACGUUUUAGGAAUGUAGGUAUCUAUGCUAUUUCAGUAUCAACUGUACUUGGCAUGGUUUACAGUACCAGCAUCACAACCUCUUAGGCUAUGUCCCAAAUGGCACCCUAUUCCCUAUAUAGUGCACUACCUUAGACCAUAGGACACGUUUAGACUCAACAUGACCUCAUUGAAUUGUUUGUUGUAAAUGUUGAGAGCUCAAAUCAAAUUGUAUGCGUCAAGUGUACAGUUUACAGCAGGAAUACAAUUUACAGCUAAAUGCUUGUGUGCUAGCUCACUCAACAUUGCAGUCCAAUAAUCAAUAACACUAUCAUAAGCUGCAGCAUGUUGCAUCAUCAUCAUCAUGUCUAUGUAUGUAUCUCAGGAGCCAUGAAUGAGACAGAGGAGCUGCUGAUGCACCAUCUCCAUGGUGACACUAUGCCCUGCUACCACAUGUCUCUACACAACUUCCUGGAACGCCUCCGCAAGAGCGACCUGCAAGUGGCCACACGCCUCUACCUGCAACCAGGUCAGUGCUCACUGCUUCAGGGUUGGGGUCAAUUCCAUUUCAAUUCCAGUUAGUUCAGUAAGUACACAGAAAUUCCAAUUCUCUUCAAUGCUUUUCAUAGAGGAACCUUUGGAAUUGGAAUUUUGUUAAUUUUGUUAACCUUUUACUGCAGUGGGCUAAAUCAGGGUCACACAGUGUUUCUUGGUAGUCUUAAACAAAUCUACUUUGAAACAAAAGUAUACACCUCACACACAUAUUCAUGGGCUUAAAAAAAAGAAGACACCUGUACCAUGUCAGAUAUAGAGUUGAAAUGUAGUUCAUUUUGAGUUUGCAUCCCUAUAUUAUACUUUAUAUACACCACAGAAGACUGAAAUAUAACAAAAUCAUUUGACAUAGAAACACCGGAUUUUCAACAUUUAAAAUCAUGUUUAGGUAAUUAUGAAAAAUAUGAAAAAUAUUAAUAACAUUCCACCCAUGAGGCCACUAGAGGGCGAUUUGGUCAUUUGACUGGAGGAAAGGGAGCUGAAAUGGAAUUGACCCCAACACUUCACUGCUUACUUGAGUAAGAGGGUUAGGAAGUUGAUGGAACAUAAAGGAAACUGACCUGGAAAUGGAAGGAAGAUAAUGACAAUAGACAUAUUAUGAUUGAGUGUACAGAAGUUCAAACAAGUGACAUUGAAUGAAACAAUACUCUAAAUGGCCAGAUAUAAGUAAGAAAGUACUAAUGUGUUACUGACUAUAUGACUUCAUGAUAACAUUAUGAUUUUGUCUGAAAUAGUAUUUUGAUGUCUGUUUCAGGGUUUGAGCCCAAACCAGAGUUUAUUCAUCAGUCUCAGGAUGUAUAUGACUCAGAGCCAGUGACCUUGGAAGGGCUGGCUGAGGUCAACGAGUGGGUAGAGAGGGCCACUAAUGGAAAAGUGACCGACUUCCUGACCAGUCUGCCACCCAAUCUGCUUCUCAUGCUCAUCAAUGCUGUCCAUUUCAAAGGUUUGUCAUAGUAUCUAUCUACUCAAUUCACAAUUCUGUUUCCUGUCUGGCAUUAUCAGUCUGUCUGUCCUUAAAUGCUUUUUUUCUAAUAUUAUCUCCGUAAUCACCCAUUUGUCCUAAACAGGAGAAUGGAAGGCUCGCUUUGACCCACGAUUUACCUCCAAAGACGUCUUCUACAUUGACGACAAGCACAUGGUCAACGUUGACAUGAUGAUGGGGCCCAAAUACCCCUUGAGUCUGUUCACUGAUAAUGAUCUGGAGGCUCAGGUAAGACUCUCACUCCCUCUUGUCCACUCCUGCUUGACAAUUUAUGUUUUUCAUACUUUUACCAUCCAUCACUCUCUACAUGUAGUAUAUACCUGUAUACUGUAUGUUAUAUUAUAUUUCAGAUAUGACUCCAAAAUGGUAUUUGGCUCCUUUUUUAUGACAUAUUGUCUUCAUUUUGUAAUUUAUCUCCUUGAAUUUCUCUAUUCCCCCUCCUACUUUCCUGAGUCACAAAAUUGUUGCACACUAUAUUACCUCACUUCUAUUUCUCAUCCUUGUCCUGGUCUUCCUGUGCAGGUGGCUCGCUUCCCCUUCAACAAUCAGAUGAGCCUGCUGAUAGUGAUGCCCAUGAAUGGCCAGGUGAACGUGUCAGCCCUCACAACAAAGCUCAACAUCUCUGACCUGUACAACCGCCUGCCCAGAGAGAUAUCCAUGCAGGUCAAACUGCCCAAAUUCAAACUGGACUACAGCCAGGACCUGCAGGAGGCUCUGACCAACAUUGGUAAGUAGUGGAAGAUCCAUAAGCAGCCUAGAUUAAUAUGUGAAGUGACUAUACUACUGAAAACGUUCACAGAUAAUAAAGCUUGAAGUACAAUAACAUGGAGCAGCAGAAGCUGUUCCAUGUUAUUCUUCAACACAAAUUGAAAUUACUAGCAGAAGCUGUAAGUCUUUUUGAAAACUUUAGAACUGCCCCUCUUCCUCUUAUACCUAAGUGUGUGAUUUGUCCUAUUCUCAGGUAUGGGGGAGUUGUUUGCUAGUCCCAACCUGGCAGCCAUAGCUGAGGGCCCUCUGCUAGUGUCCAGUGUGCAGCACAAGUCCAGUAUGGAGAUCACUGAGGAGGGAGCAGAGGCUGCUGCUGCUACCAGCCUGGUCAUCUCACGGUCCAACCCCUAUUUUAGUCUCAACCAGCCCUUCUUCUUUGCCCUCAUGGACGAUAAGACACAAGCACCAGUCUUCCUGGGCGUCAUCACCAAUCCUAACCCUGGAGCUCCUGCUAUGCAGAGUAGUGGAGGGUCUGCCAACCUAGAUAAAGUACAGUUCCCCAUUGAUGACAAGAAUGACAAGAAUGACAAGCAUUAUCAUCACUCUUUUGGUGGGCCACCCAAGUAAGCCCAAACCUCAUUCACUGUGGGGAGAUUGAGACCAUUAUCUAUUGACCUUGAACUGCACUGCUGUCUGUCAGAGAGGAAGCAAAUCCAGAUGAGCAACUCAGAUGCAUGACAACAGCCCAAGUUAUCCAAAUGGUCAGCUGGAUUGAAAUGCAAAAAUGUUUCUAAGUGUGUCAAAACAUAAACAAGCAGCAGUUGUUUUUCUUUUUUCUUUAGUUUUAUUUUAAAUACACAACACACUGAAGUGCCCCACAUUCUCUAAUAAAGUUUACUGCUGAUUAAAAAUAAAAGUAUUUCUAUCUGAUGUUUUGGAUUAAAUGUAUCAUGAAAAUGCAAUAUUGUGUCCAGAUUUAUUAGGCUACUUGAUAAGAC